CACCAAAAGAAAGCUCUCCCGCACAGACCAGUUCCCGCGGCCGCCAGCUCGCCUCUGACUGGUCGAAACAGACGCGUUUCAACAUGCACGUUUUACCCGUUGCUGCCAGCUUACGUAGCACGACUCUACAUCCAGUAACAAACACCAAGCACCAGUUUCGGCUCAUCCGCCAGCUUCAUCCCACUCCGCCAUCACUUGCUCCCUCCGACCCUCCCUCUCGUCUCGACGGCCUCGAGCACGGGGAGCAUGCGCGAGUCACAUCGUCUCCCGCGCGGGUCAUACGGCUGUCACAACUCCCCCUCUACGCCCAUGCCCUGAUGGUCCGACUCUCCCUUUUCCGCCUACCCACCAAGCUUCGGCGCAGGGUCAGGCGCAACCGCAUGGCCACCCUCCUCAUCCUCAUCGCCCUCGUUGGCCUCCUGGUGGUUCCCUUGUACACCGCCUACUGCAUCUACAAGCCUCCGCGCUAUCUGAUCAGCUACCUCCGCUCCGCCUUCCCGGAUGUCCUGUGGGAGGAGACAACCAACGAGAAGAUCAUCGCCCUCUCCAUCGACGAUGCGCCCUCCACCCACACCGACGAAAUCAUGCAGGUUCUUCAGGAGAAUGACUCCCACGCCACCUUCUUUGUCAUUGGGUCCCAGGUUGAAGGGAGGCAAGAUAAGCUGCAGAAAUUAGUACACGAGGGCCACGAAUUGGGCAACCAUGCUAUGCACGACGAGCCCUCCCGCUCCCUCAGCAACGACAUAUUGCUGAACGAGGUCUAUACCGUCAAGGAGAUGCUGACGGCUGCCUACGAAGCUGAGGGAAAGAUUCUCCCCAACAAUUACUUCCGCCCAGGGUCGGGCUUGUUCAAUUGGCGCAUGCGCGACCUGUUGGGAAAUAGGGGGUUCCGCAUCACUCUGGGAAGCAUCUACCCUCACGACCCUCAGAUCCCAUACCCAGAUAUCAACGCGAAACAUAUCCUUAGCAUGGCUCAUCCUGGCGGAAUCAUCAUCUGUCACGAUCGGAGGUCGUGGACAGUACCUAUGCUGCGAAUCGUCCUGCCCGAGCUGAAGAGACAGGGUUAUAGGAUCGUCACAAUUACGGACCUGGUCAAGUCUGUGGAGCCACUGGGUCGCCAGGGAUAAUCGAAUAAUCGGAGUUUUUGUUGGAACAUAAUCGGUCGGUCCUCGUUGUAUAGUAGAAGAGGAGCCUUGCUGAGAUUGGGUACAUGGCUACGGCCCUUUUAUACGCCUCAUGAGCGAGGCGGCGGCGCAUGUAUAAUAGAGUUAAAGGACAAUCUCCAAC
Molecule: messenger RNA, 1287 nt
Organism: Ilyonectria robusta
Lineage: Eukaryota; Fungi; Ascomycota; Sordariomycetes; Hypocreales; Nectriaceae
Exons: 2
Coding region: 84-1127 (347 amino acids)
Biological process (GO): carbohydrate metabolic process
Cellular component (GO): membrane
Molecular function (GO): hydrolase activity, acting on carbon-nitrogen (but not peptide) bonds
Source: RefSeq, a predicted model, not a curated record